This is a messenger RNA of Gossypium raimondii (Peruvian cotton), 1802 nucleotides long. RefSeq lists its product as hypothetical. Gene Ontology annotation, biological process: proteasome assembly. The transcript is spliced from 17 exons. The record is from RefSeq and is a predicted model, not a curated record. Gene Ontology annotation, cellular component: cytosol. Bases 43 to 1617 code for a protein of 524 amino acids. Lineage: Eukaryota; Viridiplantae; Streptophyta; Magnoliopsida; Malvales; Malvaceae.
AUCACGUGCAGAGGCUUCAAUGACUCCAAACAAUCCACAACUAUGGAUGAAGAAUUCGCGCUCGACGAUCCUACUCAGUUGCUCGACUCAGCUUCUGAUUUCGCUCACCACCCCGGUUCUCUCAACGACGCCGCUGUCAAAGAUUUUCUCGACCGUUUCCCUCUCCCUGUCAUCAUCAGUGCUUUGCAAACUAAAUCGGAUGUGCCUGGCCUGGAAAAUACUCUGGUUGCUUGUUUGGAGAGAGUGUUUAAGACCAAGUAUGGCGCCUCACUCAUUCCACAAUACAUGACUUUUGUUCAAGUUGGCCUCAAGGCAGAUUCUCAAGUUGUUCGUUGUUUAUCGUGCAAAACGGUUUCAUCCUUUUUAAAGAACUUUGAUGACAAAUCUAUAUACGCCAUAAAGCUGAUUAUUGACUGUGAUAUUUAUCAACUCUUACUGGACUGUCUGAUAAAUGGCGAUGAACAAGUUGCAACUGCUGCGAUUGAUGCUAUCAAGAAUUUAGCUCAGUUUCCUGAAGCCGUGGGCAUUAUCUUCCCAUCUAAUAUCAAUGAAGCUACACACCUUGGGAACGUAGCAUCUCGAUGUUCCUCACUGGGGCGUGUCCGUGUUUUAUCAUUGAUAGUGAAGUUAUUCUCUAUUUCCAGCUCCAUAGCAUCUGUAAUAUAUAAUUCAAAUCUGCUCAGUUUAUUGGAGGCCGAGAUCAGGAAUUCAAAUGACACCCUUGUAACCCUAAGUGCUUUAGAGCUCUUGUAUGAGUUGACUGAAGUCCAGCAUGGUGCAGAGUUCUUGGCAAGGACCACCCUUCAAUUACUUCAUUCUAUAAUCAGCAACUCAUCGAUGGAAUCAAUUCUACGAUCAAGAGCAUUGAUGAUAAGUGGAAGGCUUUUAUCCAAGGAGAACGUAUACAUGUUUGUUGAUGAACCAAGUGCCAAAAGUUUGAUUUCAGCCAUUGAUGUGAGACUUGGGCUGUUGGAUAGUCAAGAUACAGAUGAACGUGAAUCUGCACUUGAAGCUCUUGGUGGAAUAGGAUCAUCAAUCCAAGGAGCUGUGUUGCUGCUGACAAGUUUUCCUCCUGCUGCAAGGCAUAUUGUUCAUGCUGCAUUUGAUCGGCAAGGAGGUGGCAAACAGUUGGCUGCAUUGCAUGCUUUGGGGAAUAUUGUGGGAGAAAACCGACCUGAGGAUGGUGUAAUAUUAAAUGGUGAUGCAGAAGAAAGUCUUCGACGUCUGGUCUAUGAAGUAGCAUCAGAAAGUUCGAAGUUGACACCAUCUGGUCUUUUGCUAUCAGUUCUUCAACAGGCUGCAGAAUUUCGUCUGGCUGGGUACAGAGUAAUAACAGGGUUAGUAGCUCGAGUAUGGUGCCUGAUGGAGAUUUUCUCAAAACCGGAGAUAAUAAACAUAGUGACUGAUCCAACUGCCGAAACUACAAAAAUAGCUAUGGAGGCUAGAUACAACUGUUGCAAGGCAAUCCACAGAUCAUUCAUGUCAAGUAAACUUGUCAGCGACCCUGCACUCUCUGGCAUAGCUGGGAAGUUGCAAGAAGCUGUUCAGAGGGGUCCAUAUCUGGUAAGAAAACAUACUGAAGCAACUCCAGUAGUAAUGACAGCUGAAAGAUUUUAGGUUUUUGGGAAGCUAAUUAGAUCAAAUAUGGGAGGAUGUUUAUAUUUGACAUGUUUGUGUGUUUACAUAACCGAUAUGUAAAUGUUAAAUGCCAAAUGAUCGUUGUUUUAACUUCAUAGUUCAUAUUUUUUUGAUCUUGCACUGAAAUGUCUAAAUAUGGGAAUGGCAACAAAGGCUAUUUUUCA